CACAUCUUUCAGCUCGACCUUGGGUAGGAUUUUUGCAUCUCUGCAGCUCGUGCUUGAGCGGGAUGCGUGCAGCUCGUGCUCCACAUCUUUUAGCUCGACCUCGGGUAGGAUGCUUGCAACUCGGCAUCUCGUACUCGACAGAUCGAGCUCGAGUUCAUCAUGCUUUUGAGCUCGGCAGCUCGUGUUGGACUCGUCAGCUCGUGCUUGAAUUCUGCAUCGUGCUUUUGAGCUCGGCAGCUCGUGAGCUCGUGCUUGAGCAAGAUGCAACUCCUGCUCCACAUCUUGCAGCUCGUGCUUCAGCACUUCACAACUCAUGCUCCAACAGUUCACAGUUCGUGCUCUUGCAGACUUCGCAACUCGCGCUGCAGCAAGGAUUUUGCAACUCGUGCACCAGCAGGAAGUUCGUGGCUCAUGCUCCAGCUGGGACUGUCAUACUGGCAAGCUGCCGAGUCAGGGACUCAUCUCUUGGAUUAUGCAAGAACAAAUUCAAGAAGGAGGAAGAUCCCAACUUGCUUUUCAAGCUGAGCUACUCUGCCUUGCCGAGCUGGACUGCUGCGCUGCCACCGAGUUGGACAGCCUUGCCGAGCUGGACUGCUUUGGUGCUGUCGAGCUGGGCUGCUGUGAUGGUACCGAGCUGGACUUCCUUGCCGAGCUGGGCUGCUGUGAUGCUGCCGAGCUGGACUUCCUUGCCGAGCUGGGCUGCUGUGAUGCCGCCGAGCUGGACUUCCUUAUCGUGCAGGGCUGCUGUGAUGCUGCCGAGCUGGACCAUUGACGAGCUGGACUGCUUUGCUGCUGCCAAGAGCUUUCAUGGUCAUGUGCUCACACUCUUGCAUCAUGGCUUCCUCUCACUGUCUCAAGCCGAUUCUUUUAUGCUUGCAGCUCGUGUUCAUGCCACCGAGCUGGGAGACUGCUUUAUUGCCGCAAAGCUGAGCUACUCUGCCUUGUCGAGCUGGGCUGCUGUGCUGCCACCGAGUUGGACAGCCUUGCCGAGCUGGAUUGCUUUGGUGCUGUCGAGCUGGGCUGUCAUGCUGCUACCGAGCUGGAGCACUGCUUUGAGCUUUGCCACCACCGAGCUAGACUACUUUGGUGCUGUCGAGCUGGGUGACAGCUUUGUCACUGUCGAGAUCGGCGACAACUUGUCGAGCUGGGAAGCUGCUUCGUCGCUGCCAAGCUAGGGGACUACUUUGUCACUGCCGAGCUGUGUGACUUCUUUACCGAGCUGGGGGGCUGCUUCGUCGCUGCCGAGCUGGGGAGGCUGCUUCGUCGCUGCAGAGCUGAGGGAUUGCUUUGUCAUUGACAAGCUGGACUGCCUUGUCCUUGCCGAGUUAGGCGAUGACUUUGCCAAGCU
Rubroshorea leprosula is the source of this 1348-nucleotide messenger RNA. The record is from the annotation of a GenBank genome assembly. Lineage: Eukaryota; Viridiplantae; Streptophyta; Magnoliopsida; Malvales; Dipterocarpaceae.